This is a messenger RNA of Vigna unguiculata (cowpea), 2451 nucleotides long. Its product is annotated as TMV resistance protein N-like. NCBI's taxonomy places the organism in Eukaryota, Viridiplantae, Streptophyta, Magnoliopsida, Fabales, Fabaceae. The record is from RefSeq and is a predicted model, not a curated record.
AAUCUUGGUCUAUAACUUCUUAGAUGACUAAAGUAAGAAGGGUUCUGUAAUGGUAUUAACGCGCUUCCACUACUAUAAAACAAAUAUUAAAGCUUCGGCUACUUUGAAUGCUUUUGUGUCUGUACCCAGAUCAUCUCUUCCAAUUCCUUCCAUGGAUUUCGCCUCUUCAACUUCCGAACUCCCAAAGACGUACGAUGUGCUCAUCCACUUCACCGGAGAAGACAUCCGCAGAAAAUUUGUUUCCCAUCUCGAUUCUGCCCUCUCUGCUGUUGGGUUCUCCACUUUCCUUCUUCACCAGAAUGCAGUGAACCCAAUGCACAUCGAAGAACAUAAUCUGAAUCUGUGCAGAGUAGCAAUUGUUGUUUUCACCGAAACCUAUUCUGAAUCUGCUUGGUGUCUUCAUCAACUUCAACAAAUCAUUCAAUGGCACCAAACUUAUUGCCGACCUGUUCUGCCCGUGUAUUACGAAAGUCAGCCAUCUGAUGUGCGCCUUCAGAACGGUGAUUUUGGAAAAGCCUUCGAAGCAACUGCACACCAAACAUUCUCGGAACAACAACUGGAGCAUGGCAUGUCCAGGUGGAGCCACGCACUUACCAAAGCUGCACAUUUCUAUGGAUGGGAUGAGAGCAAUUACAGGAGUGAUGCUGAACUAGUGGACACAAUUGUUAAGGGCGUUCUUAAUUUACCACUCUUGUCUGCUACUGAAUUUCCAGUUGGAUUACAAUCCUACGUGGAAGAUGUGAUUCGCACUAUCGAAAAUAAAUCCACCGGAGUUUGUAUGAUAGGGAUAUAUGGAAUGGAAGGAUCUGGUAAAACCACCGUAGCCAAAGCCGUUUACAAUCAAAUUCAUGAUAGAUUCGUGGAGAAAAGUUUCAUUGAAGAUAAUGCAGAAGUUAGUCGAACAAAAGGUCAUGUUUAUUUACCGGAAAAACUUCUUUCAGAUCUCCUGAAAACAAAGGUGGAGAUACAUAGCGUUGAGAUGGGAAGAAGUAUGAUUUGGGGAAGACUUUAUGGUAAGAGGGUACUCAUUGUACUUGACAAUGUGAAUGAGUAUGAGUAUGGUGCAUUAUCCGACCUAUGGGAAUGUCGUGGAUGGUCAGGCAAAGGAAGUGUUAUAAUAAUUACAUCAACACAUGAAAGCGUAUUAAGGACACGUCAAGUUGAUGCUGUUUUUAGGAUAAAUCCAAUGAACGCGAACGAGUCCCUCGAGCUUCUUAGUUGGCACGCAUUUAAAGAAGCAAAACCCAAAGAAGAAUACUGUGACCUUGCCAAAGCAUUAGUUACUCAUUGUGAAGGACUACCUCUAGCCCUUGAAGUCAUUGGAAGUUAUUUAUAUGAAAGGACGAAAAAAGAAUGGCAUGGAGUAUUGUCCAAAUUAGUGAGAAUUCCUCAGCUUGCAGUUCUACAGAAAUUGAAAAUAAGCUUCAACGGUUUACAUAAUCAAAUGGAAAAAGAUUUAUUUCUUGAUAUAUGUUGUUUCUUUGUUGGUAAAGGCAGAGCUUAUGUAACGAAGAUCCUAAAUGGCGGUGGAAUAGACGCUGAUUGUGGAAUAAGAGUUCUCAUAGAACGUAGCCUCAUAAAAGUAAAAAAGAACAAUAAAUUUGGAAUGCAUCCUUUACUAGGAGAUAUGGGAAGAGAAAUUAUUCGUGAAAUUUCAAAAAAGGAACCUGAAAACAGUAGGCGGUGGUUUGAUGAGGGUAUGAAACAUGCAAUGCCAAAAACUACUGUAAGAACAUUCUUAAUCUACGGUUUUGAAACAUCUUUUUGGAAGGGUUUGCUUUCUCAGGUAAGAGACACAUCAAGAAUGCUGAAACUCGCUCGACAUUCUGAGUACCUCUCUAAGAAAUUAAGAUGUAUCAGUUUGCAAGGGUUUUCUUCAGAAUACCUACCUAACGACUUUUAUCUGCAUGAAGCAAUAGUGAUUGAUUUUAAAACACAGUCUUCUUCGACUUAUCUGGAAAGAACCCCAGGUAUUUGCCAGCAGUGAGUCAUGUUAUGCUUCUCUCCCGGGUGACAAUGAUCCUUAUUGGUUGGCCCACAUGGGUGACGAACAUUCUGUUUCUUUUAUUGUGCCUCAGAAUCGUGUCCUGAAGGGAAUGGCUUUAUGUGUCGUUUAUUUAUCAAUCCCUGAAAUUGUGGCUACUGAAUUUCUUAGAAGUGUGUUAAUUGUUAAUUAUACAAAGUGCACAUUGCAUAUACACAACCAUGGCACGUUAAUUUUCUUUAACGAUAUAGAUUGGCAUGGUAUAAUACCAAAUUUAGGAUCAGGAGACAAGGUGGAGAUUUUCUUGAUGUUUGGUCAUGGAUUGAUAGUCAAGAAAACAGUUGUGUAUCUGAUAUUUGGUGAAUCAAGUGACUUAGAAAAGGAGCUCGUGCCAAAGAAUAAUUCCUUCAUUAGAAUUAUAAAAAACUUGUAAUGACUUCUGGUAAGUCAUUUAUCCUCUUUGAGAA